CAAGUGCCUGCCUCAAUUGAACUUUCGGCUAAUACACGCUCCACUUGCACGCGAUGCCACCCUCUGUUGAAAGUCGAAACCCCAUGAGGAACAAAGUGUAUAAGGCAUCAUCAUGAGCUGAGCAUUCCUUUGAAAAGUACUCACAACGUCCUUUUUUUUCCCACCGACUUUCCUCUCAUCUAGGGCCAAUUUUUAGAAUAUUCCUUCUUCAAUGCCAUUUCCAUACAGAUAUAUAUGCAACCUACUUCAACAGCUGGACGAUGCAAUCCAUUCCACCAGACAACAGAAGGCAUCCAGCGAUGCAUUGAUAAAAAACUGGUUUCGCGACCAUCGCAUACCGCUCGACGCACCAAAUGUUAAUGCCACGGCAGUUCUUCACACGUUCUUGCCUGAACGGAGGACUGAUCGCGUGUAUGGCAUCCAAGCUGCGAGACUCCAAAGUAUUAUUGGGUCUGCGUUGGUUCUGGGACAUUCACGUGUGAAGGAGCUGCGCCGAUGGCUGACCCCGGGGCUUGGCAUCGACCUCGGGGAUUGUGUUGAGAGCAUCCUCAAAAGCACCCCCAAUCCCAAACGCACUGGUGAUGAAGUCACUGUUGAAGAAAUUGACAAAAUCUUGGGGAGCAUUGCCGCGGCUUGCAGGUUCAGCUCUCCUAAGGUCAGGGCUACAAACCAAGCUGUGAGUUCAAAGCACGCGGAUCAUGGCUUAGGUUCGAUAUACUGCCGUCUCACUGCCCGUGAUGCGAAAUGGUUCACUCGUUUGAUCCUGAAGAACUACCAACCCAUCGUCUUGGUAGAGAGGGUCGUUCUCCGCAAUUAUCACGUCCUUUUGCCUCAGAUGAUGAAAGUUCGGGACGAUCUUGAGGUAGCCAUCGCUCUCCUGCGUCGUGGUAGUCAGGUGUCAGAUGAAACUAAUGCUUUAGCCGGCAUGCUGAAGCCUGUUCUUGGGACCAAAGUCGGAAGACAGCCUUGGUUCAAGAGCAGGAGCAUCAAACACUGUUUUGAUAUGGUAGGGCAACGAAAUGUAAGCUGUGAGCAGAAAAUUGAUGGCGAAUACUGUCAAAUUCACAUCGAUCUCCGGAAACACGCCAAUCCAGUCCAAAUCUUCUCGAAAAGUGGAAAGGACAGCACGCAGGAUCGCCAGGGGUUGCAUAGUGCUAUCCGAGAAUCUUUGCAGCUUGGGGAAAGGGACUGCCCUUUCAAGUUUGGCUGUAUACUUGAGGGCGAGUUGGUGGUGUAUAGUGAUGAAGAACGGAAGAUCCUCCCUUUUCACAAGAUCCGGAAACACGUUUCUAGAUCUGGCGCUUUUCUGGGAACUAUGGAAGAUUCUCAGGCCCAUGACCAUGAACACUUGAUGAUUAUAUACUACGAUGUACUAAUGAUUGACAAUGAAUCUCUUUUGGGUGUCCGACAAUCCGAACGGUUCCGCCGUUUAGAGCGACUUGUUACCUCUAGGACAGGCCACGCAGAACUCGUCCGCCGGCGAAUGAUAUCAUUUUCCCGUCCAAAUGCUGCAUCGUUGUUGCGAGAUGAUUUUGCGGAGUGUAUUGUCUCUCGAGGCGAAGGUCUGGUCCUGAAACCGGACGAACCGUAUUUCAACUUCAGCAUUCAACGGCGGCUAUACUCCUCCUGUAGUAUCAAACUGAAAAAGGAGUACAUCCUAGGUUGGGGCGACGUUGGGGAUUUUGCAGUGAUUGGCGCCUUUUACGAUGCUGCAAAAGCGAGGGUGUGUAAAAUUCCGAACCUCCGCUGGACUCACUUUUUCAUAGGGUGUCUUCAAAACAGAGAAAGCGCGCGGGCCAGAGCCGAGAAACCACGUUUCAUGGUGACCAAUAUUGUCGAGCUAUCGGAAACGCUUCUGUCGACGGUACGCUUUCAUUGCAACCCUGUUUGCGUGCCUUUUGACCAGAAUGAGUCUCUUGAACUUGACUUCAGAGGGAUCGGCAACACCAAACAGCCAACUGAGGUCUUUUUGGAACCCCUCGUGUUUGAUAUGAGGUGUUUUUCGUUCGAUAAAGGACCGAACUCGAGAUGGUGGAGUAUGAGGUUUCCGAUAGUCAACAGGAUCCAUUUUGACCGAACCUAUCUUGAUACAAUGAGCUUUGGUGAGCUUCAGGAAGCGGCCCGGGUAGCGAUGGAGGCUCCAGAAUUGGAGGACAGCCAGGAGAUACGUCAAUGGGUAUCGCGACUAGAAAAGGCCGACCCUCGAGGGAUAGCCGUAGACGCCGUCAGCCAGGAAACGGUUUCAACUAAAAUGACUCCAUCACCGGAAAGACGUCGGGACAAUGGAGACCAGCGUCUCCCCAGCCUUGGGGUAAUUCAUAGAGACCUUACAAGAAUGUCUGCCGUUGGGGAUGCUCAGCAGCAUGCGGCGAUGACACCACCAUGGCCCUCCACAGUCGAGGCCUCAAGAAUACGCACCGAGAACAAUUCAUCUACAGUGGAAGGAGGACCAGCAAGUCCGAAGCGAUCUAGAGAAGUAUCGGAAGACACCGCAAGUGCGAAGAAGCAGCGGGGGCUUUCGAGAUCUGCGUCGUCAGCUACUGCUUCAACGAAGUCAUCUUUUGGUAGUUCUUCCCAGAAUCGGAAACGGCGACCGCUGGGGGCAAUCGAUGCAAACAUUUCCUCUAUGGAGCCAAGGUCUUGGGCCCAAACAUCUGAGCCAUCUAGAUUAUUAGAAUUAUGCCCACCUGUCCAGGAAAGUGCGCCACCACCUCCCGCCGAAGUAGUCAUUCCAUCUUCAGUAGCUGGUUCUUUCCACGCAGCCGCUGAACUACCCUCAUCUCCUCCGUGCGUUAGUCCAAUUCGCGAGCAUGUGGAACCACGUGAUGGGACAACCACUCGCAACUCUACAGAAGCGCAGCAAACCACGGCUUGCGUUCAUCUUGGACCCAAGUGUGCGCUCGCAAACUCGGCAUUUUUACUGGCUCCAUGCAUCAAGAAUUACCCAUGGAUUACGGAAAACUUGCUACGUGGGCAUGGCAUUGUCGAACUUGCUACUGAACCUGAGAGCUGGGCUGCUAUGCUGCGAGCGAGGCGGUCGCCAAGAAAAAGUUGCCCAUCUUCUUCAGAUGGCGAACAGUCUCCCAGGAGUAUCAAGACUCUGCGGACCCGGAAGAUAUGCCUGGUGGAGACAAGACAACCGUCGGCCAUCCAGGCCUUCCUGGAGAGGAUCGAGAAUGCCGGGCUGAAACGGCGAAACGGUCAGCGCGAUUGGGUGGCGGUAUACGAUUGGCGAAUACUAGAGGACAUUGCUGCACUUGAAGCUGGGAUGCCUCUAAAGGAUUCGGAUCCGUGGCGGAGCCGGUAUUUCGGGAUUGCUUGA
This is a messenger RNA of Pseudomassariella vexata, 3322 nucleotides long. RefSeq lists its product as uncharacterized. Gene Ontology annotation, molecular function: DNA binding; DNA ligase (ATP) activity; ATP binding. Gene Ontology annotation, cellular component: DNA ligase IV complex. The transcript has 5 exons. The coding region runs from base 212 to 3322 and encodes 1036 amino acids. The record is from RefSeq and is a predicted model, not a curated record. Lineage: Eukaryota; Fungi; Ascomycota; Sordariomycetes; Amphisphaeriales; Pseudomassariaceae. Gene Ontology annotation, biological process: double-strand break repair via nonhomologous end joining; DNA recombination; nucleotide-excision repair, DNA gap filling.